AUGUACCAGGAGUCUUACCUCGACGAGUUCGGAAUUCCCGCCAAUGUGAAGGAAGUCCGCCUCGUCGUCCUGCCGGAAUGGAAUAUCAACGCGAACAUGUACCCCGUCCUGAAGUCUACAGGACAAAUCGCGGACAUCCAGUUUGAGUCAGUGAAGUUCAAUGAGGAGAAGAAACAGCUUUGCCUGUCGCUUCACGUCGUCCCAGGACCCGAUGAACAGUCCCCGGCUCUCGCUGAGGAGGAGAAGCUCGGUCCUGAGGAGAUCCCCUCUCGCGCUCAGGUGCUUCCGCCGUCUGGCGUUGAAGGCGACGACUUUGGCGAGGGCGAUGACGACCAGACCAUCACCCCGUGGGACGUGCAGGCGGCCGAGGGAGGCAUCGACUACAACAAGCUUCUGUAUGUCUUUUUUGUCUAUUCAUGCCGCAUUUAA
Messenger RNA from Toxoplasma gondii ME49, 429 nucleotides. RefSeq names its product tryptophanyl-tRNA synthetase. Lineage: Eukaryota; Apicomplexa; Conoidasida; Eucoccidiorida; Sarcocystidae. The record is from RefSeq and is a predicted model, not a curated record. The coding region runs from base 1 to 429 and encodes 142 amino acids. The transcript is spliced from 3 exons.